AUGUCUCACGCUCAACAAUCCCUCGCUUCUCUUCCUUUGGCUUCUCUAAACUAUAUCCUUCCAAAGCCAUUAGCAUUUCUUGUCAUAGCGGCGACAUUAUCGUUGUUAACAAAUGUUGUGACUAGACAACCGUCUUCGAAAUCGUCUUCUCAAUUAGAAUCAGCACUCCAAUCCCUUCAAAUUGUUCAAACACUCCGCUCAAACUCAUCUUAUACAGAACUUAAACGGGGAUAUUCUAUGCUUAGUGACGAGGAAAGGAAAAGUCAUCUUACCGCCGGAUCGUUGUCAGGGAAUGGUAAAUUAGCGAUUGAGCCUCUGGUAUUUAAAAGGAAGGAAGGACUUCAAGAUGAAGUGGGUGAAGAGAUUAUUGUUAUCUAUCAUUUGGGAAAAAAGUUAUGUGGCCAUCAGGACAUUGUACAUGGUGGAAUGCUAGCAACAGUAAUGGAUGAGUGUCUCGCUUUUACAACAAUUCCCAAUCUUCCAGAUAAGAAUGGUGCGACUGCUUACUUACAUAUCAACUACCGUCAACCGUGUGUAUCCGGUCAGUUUGUUGUGAUCAAAUGUGCAGUCACUAAGCUUGAAAGACGAAAGGGAUUCGUUGAAGGAAAGAUGGAAACCAUCAAUGGCAACACUAUCGUAGAUGCGAAUGCACUGUUCAUUAGUAUAAAAAAGUUGAAUGGUGAUAAAUAG
Paraglomus brasilianum is the source of this 690-nucleotide messenger RNA. Lineage: Eukaryota; Fungi; Glomeromycota; Glomeromycetes; Paraglomerales; Paraglomeraceae. The record is from the annotation of a GenBank genome assembly.